Molecule: messenger RNA, 1125 nt
Organism: Alligator mississippiensis (American alligator)
Lineage: Eukaryota; Metazoa; Chordata; Crocodylia; Alligatoridae
Gene: FAM199X
Product: family with sequence similarity 199, X-linked
Exons: 6
Coding region: 1-1125 (374 amino acids)
Source: RefSeq, a predicted model, not a curated record
AUGACCGAGGAGCUGUACGAGAAGUUCCUGGCGCCGGACGAGCCCUGCCCGCGCGGCGGUCUCAGCCUGAGCGAGGAGGGCUGCCUGGACGGCAGCGACUUCGGCUGCCAGCUCUCGUCCUGCCACCGCACCGACCCGCUGCGCCGCUUCCACUCGUGCAGGUGGAACUUGACUUCUUGUGGAACAAGUGUUGCCAGCUCUGAGUGCAGCGAAGAGCUCUUUUCAUCCGUGUCAGCUGGUGACCAGGAUGACUGCUACUCUCUACUGGAUGAUCAGGAGUUCACAUCUUUUGAUCUGUUCCCAGAAGGUAGUGUGUGCAGUGAUGUCUCCUCUUCUAUUAGCACAUACUGGGAUUGGUCAGACAGUGAAUUUGAAUGGCAGUUGCCUGGCAGCGACAUUACAAGUGGGAGUGAUGUACUUUCCGAUGUAAUACCUAGUAUUCCCAGCUCUCCCUGUCUGCUUCCAAAAAAGAAAAACAAGCACAGGAACCUUGAUGAACUCCCAUGGAGUGCAAUGACAAAUGAUGAACAGGUUGAAUAUAUUGAAUACCUGAGUCGGAAAGUCAGUACUGAAAUGGGUCUACGAGAGCAACUUGAUAUCAUUAAAAUCAUUGAUCCCACUGCUCAGAUUUCACCAACAGAUAGUGAGUUUAUUAUUGAACUUAACUGUCUUACAGAUGAAAAACUGAAACAGGUGAGAAACUAUAUCAAGGAACAUGGUCCUCGCCAGCGGUCAGCAAGGGAAAGCUGGAAGAGAAGCAGCUACAGUUCUGCGAGUACCAGUGGGGUGAGUGGUGCAAGCGCCAGCAGCAGCAGUGCCAGCAUGGUCAGCUCAGCAAGCAGCAGCAGUUCUAGCGCCGGCAACUCUGCUUCAAACUCCAGCGCCAACAUGAGUCGGGCCCAUAGUGACAGUAACUUAUCCACGAGCGCGGCAGAAAGAAUCCGGGAUUCGAAAAAACGUUCUAAACAACGAAAGCUACAGCAAAAGGCUUUACGCAAGAGACAGCUGAAAGAGCAGAGACAGGCUCGUAAGGAAAGACUGAGUGGAUUGUUCCUCAAUGAGGAAGUGCUCUCUUUAAAAGUGACUGAGGAGGACCAUGAGGGAGAUGUGGAUGUUUUAAUGUGA